This is a messenger RNA of Macrosiphum euphorbiae (potato aphid), 1137 nucleotides long. The record is from the annotation of a GenBank genome assembly. NCBI's taxonomy places the organism in Eukaryota, Metazoa, Arthropoda, Insecta, Hemiptera, Aphididae.
AUGGAUGACUUUGACUUUAUUGAAAAUCUAGCCGCGAUAGAAGCAUUAGACAUUAUAGAAGAAGAAGAUGCUGCCGAAUACCAUAGACAAAUAUAUACUAAUGAAAACCCUUUUGAAGAAUUUUCCGAAAAUAAAUUUAUCAUGACGUAUCGACUAUCAAAAGAUUUAAUGAAAUGGGUCAUUAAUAUGGUGUCUCCUUACAUGGAACCUCCAGCAACAUCAAGAGGUCUAACAAUUGAAAGAAAAGUAUUGACUGCUAUUCGAUUUUUUGCGUCAGGAAGCUAUCAAAACGAUAUAGGUUUAAGUAGGUACUCAGCAUUAAGUCAGGCUUCAGUCAGCAAUUGCAUCACAGAAGUUACAUCAGCUCUGAAUAAUCGCCAACUUUUUGACCAGUUUGUCUACUUUCCAAGAAGUUUGGAUGAAUUGAAUGCAGUGCGAAGAGGAUUCAAUGAAAAAUUUGGUUUUCAAGGCGUGGUUGGAGUUGUUGAUUGCACUCACAUUGCGAUUUUCCCUCCACCGAUAAAUGAUGAGUUAUAUCCCGAACAUAUUUAUGUUAAUAGGAAAGGAUACCAUUCAAUCAACACUCAACUCAUAUGUGACGUUAAUCUACGAAUUUUAAACGUCUGUGCCAAAUAUCCAGGAUCCAGUCACGAUUCUCACAUAUGGAAUCAAAGCAAUGUCAAGCAAUUGAUGGAAACCUUACAUAGGAAUGGCCAUUCUUCAUAUAUGCUAUUAGGGGACUCAGGUUACGCAUUGAGACCGUGGAUGAUGACUCCAUUUUUGAGACCCGAACCCAAUACACCAGAAGCAGCUUACAACGAUUCUUUUUGUAAAGUUAGGUCAAUUAUUGAACGUUGUAACGGUGUAUUGAAAAUGAGAUUUAGAUGUUUGCUGAAACAUCGUGUUCUACAUUAUCAUCCACAUAAAGCCGCUUCAAUAAUUAACAGUUGUGUUUUACUACACAACUUGUGUAUUAACGAAAAUAUACCGCUUAUUGAUGAAUUUGAAGACGAUUAUGAUUUGGGAUUUAUUGAACAAAAUAAUGCGAACAUUGAUAAUAUAAAUAAUAGACAAAAUCCUGAAUUUAUAGCAGGCCGCCGUGUUAGACAACAAAUAGUUGAACGAUUUUAUACAUAA